AUGGCAAAUGAUUUUUGGAAUAUAUUUAGUAUUUUAACUGUAGUAUUCUGGUUUACAGGGUUUAUUAAAAUGUCGGAACAAAAAACGGUUAGCAGUUCUAGUGCUUUAUGCAGCAAUGAGGAUCAUUGUACGGAACCCUUUAAGAAUCGAUCACGUUACGAUCAUUAUCGUAUUUAUAAUGUGGAAUUGGCAACACAACAGCAUGUGGAGCUUUUUCAAAAACUAGAGGAGCAAAGUGAUAGCUUGUCGUUUAUAGGUCAUGCUCGUGAGGUGGGACAGAAAUUGUCAAUUUUAGUUGCUGCCCAUAGAGUGGCGGACUUGGCUGAUUUACUUGAGCACUAUCAGGUCAAACAUCGUAUAUUGACCUACAAUUUCCAAGAGAAAAUCGACAAAAACUAUGCUUCCGUUUUACCCAUUGGCACAGAUCUUUUAAAAUUCGAUUGGCAUCACUACUAUCAUCUGGAAACAAUUUACGAAUGGUUGCAAUCGUUAGUGGUGAAAUAUCCCAACGUAGUAACACUACUCGAUAUGGGCAAUAGUACACAAGGCUUUCCCAUUAAAGGUGUUAAAAUUUCCCAUAAUCCCGCUAAUAAAGCCAUAUUCAUAGAAGCGGGCAUACAUGCUCGAGAAUGGAUAGCUCCCGCUACGGCUACUUUCAUAAUCAACUCACUAUUAACCUCAAACGAUGAGAGUGUACAAAGUUUGGCCAAAACCUACAAUUGGAUUAUAUUCCCCAGUAUUAAUCCAGAUGGUUAUAAAUUCACCUUUGAACACGAUCGUAUGUGGCGUAAGAAUCGUCAAUUAUUUGGUAUCAGUCGAGGAGUUGAUCUAAAUCGUAAUUAUCCUGAUCACUGGAAUUCCACGGGCAGCAGUAGUGAUCCCAGUCGUUAUGAUUUUUCAGGACCAACGGCUGGCUCUGAGUUGGAAACACAACGUCUAAUGAAAUUUGUGGAGGAUAAUGUGGGAAAAGAACAAAUUAAAACCUAUUUAUCCUUACAUUCAUAUUCGCAAAUGAUUAUGUUCCCCUAUGGUUACACCAAGGAGCAUGCUCACAAUUACGAUGACUUAAAGGAAUUGGGUCAAGCGGCCUCGAAUGCUAUAAAGGAAUUGACCGGUCAACAUUAUACCAGUGGCAGUAAAAUUGAAACUAUUUAUCCCUCCAGUGGCAGCAGUAUAGACUGGGUUUAUGGCGUGCAAAAAAUACCCAUUGCCUAUACUUUUGAAUUGCGUGGUCCACCCGAUAGCCAAGACAUGUUUAUUCUACCAGCCGAAGAGAUUUUGCCUACAGCUCAGGAAGCUUUUGCUGCUGUUCAGGCAAUUGUUAAGGGUGCUGCUGCUAAAGGUUAUUAUAAUUAAUCUUAGAAAAUGUUAAAGUGAAAGUAAAAGAGAACAGCAACAACUGCCUGUAUUUAGAUAUUGCAAUAUCUAUAAAAAGUUAAAUAUUGUGUUUUUUUAUUUCUUUAAUAAAUAUUUUUGUAUGCAUAA
Calliphora vicina (urban bluebottle blowfly) is the source of this 1485-nucleotide messenger RNA. Its product is annotated as zinc carboxypeptidase-like. Gene Ontology annotation, molecular function: zinc ion binding; metallocarboxypeptidase activity. The transcript has 2 exons. Lineage: Eukaryota; Metazoa; Arthropoda; Insecta; Diptera; Calliphoridae. Bases 1 to 1356 code for a protein of 451 amino acids. The record is from RefSeq and is a predicted model, not a curated record. Gene Ontology annotation, biological process: proteolysis.